GUAUCGAAACUAAUAAUAAUAUGCCUUUAAGUGAACUUCUCUUCAUUUUUUCUAAUUAUACGUUUCCUGUAAACCAGACUUAUGCAUUGUUCAUUAUCAAAUAUUUUUCUCCUUAAAUUUCUCCGGUGUAUUUUUUAAAGUGCAAGCUGCCAGAUUGUGUCAGUGAGAGUUACACCUUUCAGUUUUUGUUUCCCGGUAGUCUGUAACAUUAAGGAAGCAGCAGGCUUCUUAGACUAACACAAAAUGGCUGUGGACGAUAUUAUCGGCUAUGCCAUGAAGAUCCUUUGCUCGAAUGGAGGAUCGCUAGAAUAUAAACAACUGAAAGAUGGGGUUGAACAUUUGAAAAUUCCAGAUUCGGUUUUUUCUCGGAUUCUCAGGAAUAGCAGGAACUUCAUCAUAGUCCCAACUACAGAGGACACAAAAACGAGCCGUGAUCUUAACUUCAACACUAAAAUAAUUGCUAGAACUUCAGUGCGUCUCUGUAAAGACUAUUCUGGAGAUGGCUGUGGUGGUUGUAAAGGAGUUCAUAUUUGCAAAUCUUUUCUUAGUGGGAAGUGUGGGAAUCAAAGGGGGACGUGCCAGUAUUCACAUGACCUGCAUUCACCUCAUAAUUUACAAGUCCUCAGGGAUAAUCAGCUUCUUGACCUGAAUAUAGAUGAACUGUUCCUCUUACUCUUCCAGAAUGACCCCACCCUUCUGCCAGAGGUAUGCAUGCACUACAAUAAGGGAAAUGGAGAAUUCGGUUGCUGCUCCUUCAAAGGACGCUGUAAGAAGCUCCAUCUCUGUCUCCACUUUCUACAAGGCAACUGCAAGUUUGGUGCUGCAUGCAAGAGGUCCCACUCCAUCGAUGAAAGAAUACAUAAUGUUUUGAAGGAAAGCGGUCUAAGUGUACAUCUCAUAAAAAAGUUACCUUUAUUACUGUGCAAUAAUCACAUAAUUAAUAAGGAGAAGAGCAGCACUGAAGGAAAAAACAUGUUUGAAAAAGAAUUUCCACUCAGUAAAGUGACUGGCAUGGAAAUUUGUCUUUUUCACAUCCGGAAACAAUGUACUUAUAAAGAUAAAUGUCUUAAUGUCCACUAUACUCUUCCCUACAAAUGGGAGAUCUUCAGUGGUCUUUCUUGGACAGAGCUUCCCAAUAUGGAGAAAAUAGAAGAAGCAUUUUGUAACCCAGAAAACACAAAAAGUUAUGGGUCCCCAGCUGUGGACUUCCUGACGAUGACCCAGAGAUCAUCAAAUGUCAGACGUCUCUCCACAGUGUCCUCUGUCACCAAACCUGCACACUUUAUUCUGACCACUAACUGGCUUUGGUACUGGAAGGAUGAAUAUGGAAAAUGGAAUGAAUAUGGAAAAGAAACAUCCACACAUAAUGCCUCAUCAGUCACAUCUGAGAUGAUUGAGAAAGCUUUCUUAGAAGAUGGAAACAGUAUUCUCACUUUCAGUGCUGGAAAGCAUCAGUAUACCCUUGAUUUUAAAAACAUGCAUCAACAGAACCAGAGCCUUCAGACACAACGAGAGGUGUGCAGAAGACCAAAAUUUAUUUCUGUUCAAGAUGUGGAAAGAAUAUUAAAGAGUGAAUCUUCUGGGACUCCAUCCUUUCCAGUUAAUUGGGACCCAACUGCUGUGCCUGGAUGUGGAUUCAAGUUAGUUCCAUUGUCCAUCUCUUCAGAAGAGUUCAAUGAUAUACAAAAUCUGUUCAAGAAAACCAUGCCAAUGGCUGACAUCCAUACAAUUGAGAGGAUCCAGAACCUGCAUCUCUGGGAAGCAUUUCAAAUGAAAAAGCAGGUGAUGAAGAAAAGAAAUGGAGGGAUAGAUGUGGAUGAGCGAUGUCUGUUCCAUGGCACAAACAAGUCUUAUAUUCAUGAUAUUUGUGAGCAAAACUUUGAUUGGAGAAUUUGUGGAAAACAUGCCACAGCAUAUGGGAAAGGAAGUUACUUUGCAAGAGAUGCCAAGUACUCACACCACUACACUGACCACUCCUCUGUCCGUGCCAUGUUUGUCACCAGGGUUCUAGUGGGCACAUUUGUAAAAGGUUGCACUGAAUAUCUGGUUCCUCCCAACAAACCUGGCAGUACCAGCACGAAUGACAGCUGUGUUGAUAACCCCAAUGACCCUUCAAUUUUUGUGAUCUUUGAAAAGGAUCAGGUGUAUCCAGAAUACAUUAUACACUACUCCCAGGGAUUGAUCAAUGAUGGAAUAGUUAAAAAACCACAGCAACAAACUUUAAAUCAGUCCUCCUCAUAUCAGACACAAGUUCCACAGGCUCCAAAGUCUCCAGGAAGUGCAACAUUAACUUCAAAGCAUCCGAUGUCAUCACCACCACCAACAGAUUCAACUUGUACUAUACUUUAGUGACAUGUUGUCAUUUUAAUAUAAAAGAAAUGUAAAUGCUGAAAUUAUGCUGAUCACCAUGAAAAUGUACAGUAUAUGCGAUAUACAGUAUGUGGUGGAUUUAUUGCACUUGUCUUCUGUAGAAGCUGAAAUCAUCUUGUGAUGAAAUAUUGUGAAAUGAUUCAGCUAAUAUUUUUCUGUUUAGAGAAACAAUACAACAUAGCAAGUAUAUAAACCAUUACCUAAAUGUAAAAUGGAUUUCUUAGCUCUGUACAGUUUCUGAAAAGGUUUCACCACACUGCCUACUCUCCGGAAUCUUCACCCUAAAUCUUUAUCUACUGUAUGCUCUCCAUUGCCUUCUUUUGCAUUCAGUAAGGAGAUGAUGCUGAGCUUCUCUAUGUGCUAAAUGCUGAACAAGAGAAUGUCUCCAACAGCAGAGAAAUGCAAAUUGUAUCAAUUGUAUGCUAAUUUUUGUAUAAAAUCAAGCAAGCUGAAAUUUGGUCAAUACAAAAUAGCCUCCUGAAAUUAGUAAUUUCCAUUAGACACAAAAAAUCAAUUUUUAAUCUUCUAAUAAGUAGCAGAAGUCCCAUCAGGGGAUACAUACUGUAUUUGUUCAUUGGCUUUAUACACAUUGGAAAAAUGUAGGGAAAGUAGAAGUCAAGAAUAUUAAAAACGUCAACUGCAUUGUUCUAAUUAAUUUCUUAGAAAACUUUAACAAGAAGCAUAUGGCACCAUGCUAAAGAAGAGGUAGGCAAUGCUUUUUAAUUAUUUUAUAAAUUACAGAAGGCAGGUCUGCUUCCCUUUGCUUUAACAUUUCAAAUAGAAAUAGAAUGCAUGAGAUCUGCUCACUCUGCCAUUACUUUCUUAGUCCUUUUUUAGAAAAGCCACUUUAUCAGUGCAGUAGAUACCAUAAGUGCCUGUCACAAUCCAGCCUUAUUCUCUUAAAAGAAACAUUAUGUAAUACUACUGAAAUUAUCUUCAUCCUCAAUUACACUGACAUGUUAAAGCACCUCUCUUGUACUUACUGUAGAUAUACAGACUGUUCCACAAAUUCACACACGAGGAAGGCUCCACAGCCAAAACGUUGUGUUCCUUUCCUUCUCUUUUCAGCAUGGAAUAAACCUUUACUUGUUUCUUCAUAAAUACACUAUGUCUUAAUCCUACCUGAGCAUAACUAGAUUUGAUAAUGUACAUCUUUGUUGCUUUAAAUGCUAAAAAUAAAAGAUGGAUUACAAACAA
This is a messenger RNA of Lepisosteus oculatus (spotted gar), 3567 nucleotides long. Its product is annotated as protein mono-ADP-ribosyltransferase PARP12-like. Lineage: Eukaryota; Metazoa; Chordata; Actinopteri; Semionotiformes; Lepisosteidae. Gene Ontology annotation, molecular function: NAD+-protein mono-ADP-ribosyltransferase activity; metal ion binding; NAD+ poly-ADP-ribosyltransferase activity. Gene Ontology annotation, cellular component: nucleus. The record is from RefSeq and is a predicted model, not a curated record.